Coffea eugenioides is the source of this 1329-nucleotide messenger RNA. RefSeq lists its product as uncharacterized. The transcript has a single exon. NCBI's taxonomy places the organism in Eukaryota, Viridiplantae, Streptophyta, Magnoliopsida, Gentianales, Rubiaceae. Bases 1 to 1329 code for a protein of 442 amino acids. The record is from RefSeq and is a predicted model, not a curated record.
AUGCAUCAGAUGCAAUUGUCGCUAAAAGGCAAAACUCAAUCUUUAGAGCCAUGUUCUCAAAUGAAUGAUCUCUUUUCUAAUAUGUAUAAUGAGGGAUGGAGAAAUGUCCCUAAUUUAUCAUGGAGAAAUCAAGGGAUCACCCCUAUGGGACCGCCUGGGUUCCCAGGUCAGUCGCAGGGAUCUCAAUAUCUACCUUCGCUUGCUCAAGAAAAAAAGCCAAGUGUUGAAAAUAUGAUGUUGCAAUACAUACAGAAAUUGGAGCAAAUAACUCAAUCUCAACAAGCUUCUAUUCAACGUUUUGAGAAAAAAGUAGGCCCAUUGUCGAAGGGAAUAACUGAGAAGGGGCAAGAUAAACUGCCUAGUACUACUCAGGUGAAUCCUAAAGAAGCUACAAUGGCAAUAACUCUUCGCUCAGGGAAGGUGUUGGAUGAUCCUGAAGCUAAAGUAAAGCCAGUACUUGAGAAGAAAAAUGAGGUUAAAGUGGAUGAUGGAACUGAAAAAAUUGAGGAUGAGCAUGAUGGCUUGGGCAAAAAGUGUGAAGAUGAUCAAUGUAUAAAGGUGCCAGAAGUUAAAACUUAUGUGCCACUUAUCCCCUUCCUGCAAAGGUUUAAGAAGAAGGCAGCUGAUGAGAUAUAUCAAAAGUUUGUUGGUAUGUUUAAGAAGUUACAAGUUAAUAUGCCUUUCUCCGAAGUUUUGGCAAAUAUCCUUGCUUAUGCAAAGUUCUCAAAGGAGAUAGUAUCUAAUAAAAAGAAGUUAAAGGACUUUGCAGAGGUGUCCCUUACUGAGGAAUGCAAUGCAAUACUUCAAAAUCAUCUUCUAAUUAAGAUGAAAGAUCCAGGGAGUUUUACUGUGCCUUGUCAAUUUGAACAUCUUCUUGUUGAUAAAUGUUUAUGUGACCUUGGAUCUAGUGUUAAUUUGAUGCCUUUAUCAUUUUUCAGGAAAUUGAAGUUUACCAACCUAGUGCCUACUCAAGUGAUUCUACAAUUGGCUGAUCAUUCAGUGUGUUAUCCAAUGGGUAUUGUAGAAGAUCUAUUGGUUAAAGUUGGUAAAUUUUAUUUUCCUACUGAUUUUAUUGUUUUUGAUAUGGAGGAAGAUAUUUCUAUAGCUAUUAUCCUUGGUAGAGGGUUCUUAGCUACGAGGGGAGCUACUAUAGAUUUACUUGAAGGAAAAUUAACUCUAAAGGUUGGUACAGAGAAAGAAGAAUUUAAUGUUUUUGAACCCUUAAAGUAUCCUUCUUAUGAGGAAUCUUGUUCCUAUAUUGCUGCUACUGAUGAGUUGUAUGGUGAAAAAUGUCUUAGAGCAGGACAUAGGUUUUUUGCCUUUGCAUGA